Thecamonas trahens ATCC 50062 is the source of this 2748-nucleotide messenger RNA. RefSeq lists its product as uncharacterized. Bases 181 to 2328 code for a protein of 715 amino acids. NCBI's taxonomy places the organism in Eukaryota, Apusomonadida, Apusomonadidae. The transcript has a single exon. The record is from RefSeq and is a predicted model, not a curated record.
GGCCGGGGCCGGGGCCGGGGCCGGGGCCGGGGAAAAGGGUGCUGUGGUGCGUCAGCCUCCGACCAGCAUUUGUCGUCUGCGCGGACGCGAAGUCCCCGUGGUCAUGGUCGCCUGGGAAGGAAGGGUGCGCACAAGAAACCGUUGCGAUACCCCAACUACCCGCCGUCGGCUUCAACGAGAAUGCCGGGCAAGAUCGACAUUGAGACGGCAGAGUCGGACGGUUGGCUGCCGUCGGCUGUGCCAGGGUCAACCGACUCUGGCUUCGAUGUCCACCCGGCGCUCAAGCAAUUAUACACCGUGCCGGGCUCGAAUCACAAGGGAUUCGAGGUCGCUUGCAGCAGCUGUGGCAUUAUCUGGGCCACCGGCGACAACAUCGAGCGCCUUUCCAACGGCUACAUCUACCUCUACAAGCUUGCCUUCAGUACCCCUGCCUCGAUCUACCCGGACAACGACAAGCAGGCCUCCUUCCGCUUCACCUUUCAAGACACGAAAAGCACGAGGGCGUAUCUGAGUGGUCGAUCCAACGCCAUUGUGCUGCGAAGCGGCUGGACGUGUGCGUGCGCGGGGCAGCCCACGCCCAAGGAUGCGGUCCUAGGCCGCGGCCGAGUAUUCGUCAACCUCUUACCCGUCGACAACACCCGCUGUAACCGGCCGGUCACCGUCUGCAUCCAGACCGUCAUGGGCCAUGAUCGGUGGUGUCCAGAGGAUUCUCAUCCUGCUCCGAGCUACCUCUGGCGCUGCGCCGACCUGUCGGCCUUGGAGUAUCUCUCCGACGACGCGUACGAUUUGGCUGGCGGCCGGUCUGCAGAUCCUUUCGCGGGUACUGCAUUCAACCGUCUGGCGGUCGAGCUUGCGAUCGACGACGCCAUUCUCUCGCCUGACGUCCGGGACAACCCGAACACGUUUGACCUUCUGGCGCGAGCUUUUGGCUCGUCAUCGCUGCGUCUCCCGCUCAUGCCCGUCUUCCUCGACAGGCUCCUUGACCGGGCCGAGGCCGACGACAACCGCCACAACGACCUCCUCCGCCUUCAGAAAAGUGUUAUCCGCGGCUCUUGCGCCAAAAAGCUCAAAAAAAUCGAGCGCAGUCGUCGCACGUUUGCCGGCGCCAUCGGCUUGCGCAUCGACGCGGACCACCUUCAGUCACCUGCCUUUGAGUUUGCGCUUUUGCUCGCUCCCGACAAGUCGGCCAUGGUUCGCUGGAACAACUACCAGCUGAACAUGAGCCAAUGGGAGAAAGACAACCAAGAAGCGUGGAAGUGCCUUGACUCCAUCCAUGCGGCGUGGCAGUCCGACCCCGACCUCGACGCCGUGCGCAGCCUCACGGCUGAUGAGCUUGUUGCGAUCGGCUGGGCUGCUAUCGCAGAGCGAUGGCUGGAUAACCCGCCGGACGACUUUCCGCCGGCCCCGGACAGCUCGGCUGCGAUGUGGGACCUGCCAGUCAACAUGACAUGGAGGUCCAAGUACCACCCGGAGCUCAUGGGCCAGGACCUGGUGUCCGUCGACCUCAAGGCUGCCAAUUUUGUGGCGGUCUCGGCCAUCGCCGACGCGAUCACCGGUAACGGCGCGUUUGUCGGAUCGGCGGCAUCUUGGGCGGACUUUGUCGGAGCCCAUAUGGGAUCCAGUCGCGCCUCGGGACAUCUCAGCAAGCGCCAUCGGUUAGUGGCUCUGGGGUCGCUUCUCCCGGACGCUGUCCGUCUCGUGCAGUUUGCCAUGACCCGCGCUAUUGCCACUCUCCUCAGCUCGAACUUGGGUGACCGCUGCUCAGAGCUCAUCAUCACGUCAUGCGACGAGGUUGUUCUUGUUCCUGUUGACAGUGACGACGCACAGGCCCUUGCUGAUGAGGCCGCCGACCUCCUUGCCUCGUCUCGCUUCGCCCCUGCGCUUGUUAGCGCCCACGUCUAUCACCUCGCGCUUUGGAACUACAGCGAUGACAUGGUGCGCGCGCACGGCAACCAUUCCAGCGAGAGUGAGGACGACGACAGCACGAGCAGCGGGCAGGAGUCUCAUGUCAUCGUCUCUGACAACGCGGACGCCAUCAAAGGGUGGCUGGUCGAGUGCCCGCUUGGCGUGGCUGAGGAGCAGGCGCGUGAUGUGCGGGCCGAGAACACGUUCUGUGUCUUGAAGAACGUCACUGCAAACCGGCUGACCUUCAAGCAUCUGCCGGCCUAUCUUCGAACUCUUGCAGUGUUCGCCUUCUCCCUUGAGCUCUCCAGCUAUCUGGACGUCGAUCGUGACGCCUCACGCAAUGCAUACCUGAGUCGCAAUCGUGCUGCUGUCAUCCCGAGCGUCACAACUGUUAAGAUGGAAAAUAUCGUCUUCUCUUCGUGACCUGAGCUGCGGACGGCAACGACUGUGGCACCCUCGCGGCACCAGCCUACGUCCGAAGGCCCGCCACCCGACAGCCGAACUCGACUCUAGUCAACUGCCCUCCUCCGAUACAGGCAAGGCUGGCACAUCUCAAGGCUAAUGGGUACAGCCGGUGUGUUGCGAAAGGUAGCGGGCGUGCUUAUCUGUAGCUAGUGACGACGUGCGCCGAGGCGUCAGCCGUGGACGGCGGCGUGUCUGUGAGGGCGAGGGGAGUUUGGAGCCUUGGACCACCGGAUCCGAGAGAAAGUUUGGAGGGGUGGGAGGUGAUGGAGGGCCAGCGGAGGAACGAGUUCGAUCCUAAGUCUCCGAGCCCAGGAGCGUGGUGGCUGCAAGAACGGUGUUAUUGAAUGCUCAUUGGUGCUAAUGAAGGGAGAGAGGAGG